This is a messenger RNA of Lycium ferocissimum, 1630 nucleotides long. RefSeq lists its product as uncharacterized. Bases 117 to 1322 code for a protein of 401 amino acids. Gene Ontology annotation, molecular function: RNA binding; structural constituent of ribosome. The record is from RefSeq and is a predicted model, not a curated record. Gene Ontology annotation, biological process: translation. Gene Ontology annotation, cellular component: mitochondrial small ribosomal subunit; ribosome. Lineage: Eukaryota; Viridiplantae; Streptophyta; Magnoliopsida; Solanales; Solanaceae. The transcript has 9 exons.
GGGACAUUCAAGAGCUGUUAUUUGAGGUAGAAAGGGAUAAGCAAAGAGAAAAAGAAGAGAGAAAGAAGAAAGGAUUAGAUACUAGUGAUAUUGAUGCUGAGGAAAAUGAGGAUUCAAUGGGUGUGGGUCCAUUAAUUGAGAAAAUUGAGAAGAAGAAAGUUAAAGAUGAGAAAUUUAGUUAUUUUGAUGAACCUACGGAUUCGGAUAGUGAAGAUGAUGAUGAGAGAUGGACACCUGAUGCUGUUAAUAAACGAUGGGAAGUAUUUGAUAAGAAAUUUAAACGACACGAAGAGUUACUUGUUAACUUCACUGAUGCAGAGACACUUGAUGAUGCAUUCAAAUGGAUGAAUAGAAUUGACAAGUUCGAGCAAAAGCAUUUCCGGCUGAGACCAGAGUAUCGGGUGAUUGGUGAACUGAUGAACCGCCUUAAAGUGUCUGAGGGUAAGGAAAAAUUUCUUCUGCAGCAGAAGAUAAAUAGGGCCAUGCGAAUGGUGCAGUGGAAGGAAGCUUAUGAUCCCAAUGACCCAGAGAAUUAUGGAAUCAUUCAGCAUGAGCAGGUGGGACCCUCUGUAGAUCUUUUAGAACAUGCUGGGUUUGAAAAGGAAAAGGGGAUGAUUCAAGGAGGAGAUGACGACGACGACAUAGAGUUUGAUGACAUGAAAGAGAAGGAUGAUAUAUUGUUAGAGAAGCUCAACGCCAUUGACAGGAAACUUGAAGAAAAACUGGCUGAAUUGGACCACACCUUUGGGAAAAAGGGUAAGCUUUUAGAAGAGGAAAUCAGAGAUCUUGCUGAAGAGAGGAACUCGUUGACGGAGAAGAAAAGAAGGCCUCAGUACAGAAAAGGUUUUGAUGUGAAACUCAUUGAUGUCAAUAGGACAUGUAAGGUUACUAAGGGAGGACAAGUUGUCAAGUAUACUGCUUUGUUGGCUUGUGGGAACUAUCAAGGAGUUGUUGGUUUUGCAAAAGCAAAAGGUCCAGCUAUUCCCAUUGCCCUGCAAAAGGCAUAUGAGAAAUGCUUCCAGAACCUACAUUAUGUUGAACGGCAUGAGGAGCAUACAAUUUCACAUGCAGUUCAAACAAACUACAAAAAGACCAAGGUAUAUCUGUGGCCUGCUCCUACUCAAACAGGGAUGAAAGCAGGUAGAACUGUCCAAACAAUUUUGCAUUUAGCCGGUUUCAGGAAUGUGAAAUCGAAGGUUGUUGGCUCAAGGAACCCACAUAACACAGUUAAGGCUCUUUUCAAAGCUCUAAAUGCGAUUGAGACACCCAAGGAUGUUGAAGAAAAGUUCGGGCGAACUGUUGUCGAGUCAUACUUACUGUAAUAGGCAUUCUCAACGUUUCUGUGGUGUUACUUGGCACCUUUUUCGUUAUAGGAGAGCAUAAACAAAAGAGAGGUCGAAGGCCAUGGGGGCAUGCAUCAAUGGAUUGUCUGUCUUUUUCAUAAGCUAGUUACCUUAUUUCUUUUUCCUUUCCUUUUGGUGAUUUUAUUCUUGGUUUGGUUGUUGGUGUAGUUACAAAUUAGAUAAUGAUUGCUAGAAGGCAUGGUAGGAUCUUUUUUUCCAAUUUUAGCCUAGCUUACUCCACAAGAUUGAUUGGCCAAUUCUCAUCUGAUAUGAUUGUUCUCCACGAA